This is a messenger RNA of Haemorhous mexicanus (house finch), 1205 nucleotides long. RefSeq names its product family with sequence similarity 219 member B (gene FAM219B). The transcript is spliced from 6 exons. The record is from RefSeq and is a predicted model, not a curated record. Bases 30 to 599 code for a protein of 189 amino acids. NCBI's taxonomy places the organism in Eukaryota, Metazoa, Chordata, Aves, Passeriformes, Fringillidae.
CGGGCCAUGGGGCGGGGCCAGGGACGGCCAUGGCGACGGGCGGCGGCGGAGCCGGGCCUGGUCCCGGUCCCGGUCGCGGUCUCGGUGGCGCUGCCAGCGGAGCCGGCGGCCGGCGGGGCCCGGGGCUGAUUUGGGCUGAAAAGAAGAGGCUGAACAAAGGGACAGAUGUGGUGGAGAAGAGAGGUCCAUACAUCAUGAGCAAACCUCCCUCCAUUCAGGCCAAGCUGAAGAGGCAGCGGGAGCUGGCAAAGGCAGCGCUGCGAAGGCAGGGGCUGCUGGGGGCACCCACUGCCCUGAAACCAACUCCUAAAAGGUCUGUGAAGUUCAACAAGGGCUACACGGCGCUCAGCCAGACAGCUGAUGAAAACCUGGUCUCCCUUGACUCAGACAGUGAUGGGGAACCGGGAUCCAGGUGUUCCUCGGGAUACUCCUCCGCUGAGCAGGUGACCCAGGACCUGAGCCGGCAGCUGCUGCAGGACGGGUACCACCUCGACGAGGUCCCCGAUGACGAAGACCUGGAUCUCAUCCCCCCAAAACCUGCUGCCUCCUCUUCCUGCCCCUGCUGUUUUGGAGAAAAUCUCUCCUGUGUGAUCCAGUAGCUGCACAAGAACAGGUCAAAAUCCAGCACUUUCUUUGUCCCGUGGGAUGGCUGCUGGGUGUCCGGGUCCCACGCCAGGACGGUGACACAAGGACUGAACGAUGCUGCUCGUGGCAGAGACCAACUGACUCCAAAAGACUUCUCCUUACACUCAGCAAUAUCAGGGGGAGGUGGCACAGUGACAGUUUGGUGACCUGCACGGGACCUGGCACUUGGCUGGGGCGGGAAGGGAGGACAGGCAGGGCCUGGCACCUCCACAGGGCUAUAAAGGGAAGGAUUUGGGAGUUUCUGGGGUUGGAGCUAAUGGCUUAUUCCCAUUCUCCUCAACGCUGCUUUGAUGCAGGUGAGGCACAGCACAAGCCCCCCCGUCCCAGCUCUGCACAGGGCUUGGAUUUGGGGGGCUGGAGCCUCCCUGCUGCAAACCACAAACGCUGCCUUAAACCAUGGUCUUGCUGUAUGACAUAGAGGACAAUCAGCUUCUUAUACAGAAACCUUAUUUAAAUAUUUCAUGUCAACAGACAUGAACUGGUUGGGUGGGGGGCAUGUUUGUUUUUGUAUUUUACUUGUAAAAGGGAGCACUCAAUAAACUGGAUCUCAUUACUCAGAA